Drosophila hydei is the source of this 1600-nucleotide messenger RNA. RefSeq lists its product as uncharacterized. The coding region runs from base 148 to 1263 and encodes 371 amino acids. The transcript is spliced from 5 exons. The record is from RefSeq and is a predicted model, not a curated record. NCBI's taxonomy places the organism in Eukaryota, Metazoa, Arthropoda, Insecta, Diptera, Drosophilidae.
AUUUCAGCCCUGACGCUUGCUUUUGUAUUUGAUUCGCGUCCCGUUUACAUAUAAUUUAAAGGUUUUGAAACGAUACAGAAGCAAGAGUCUAGUCAUUCGUCGUAGUCUCGUUGUUGGUUUCGUCGUCGUCGCUGGUGUCGUUACAGUAUGUCUGAGAAACCGACUGUUUUAAUUUUGGGCGGCUGCGGCUUCAUUGGACGCAACUUGGUGACUUACUUGUUAAAAAAUGAGCUGACGCAGGAAAUACGAAUUGUUGAUAAGACUCCGCCACAAAUGGCCUGGCUGAAUGAGCAGCAAACCAAGGCCUUCGCCCAUGAUAAAGUCGAGUUUUUCAGCGCGAAUUUAAUUAAUGCCGCCUCAUGCAAAUUGGCGUUCGCACCACACCCAACAACGAAUCGAGGCUGGGAUGUGGUCAUCAACUGCGCAGCCGAGACGCGUGCGAACCAAGAUGAUGCCGUCUAUAAGGAGGGCAUCUACAAGCUGAGCAUUAACUGUGCCAAUGAAGCAGCCAGUCAGCAGGUGAAACGAUUUGUGGAGCUCAGCUCGGGCUGUGUGAACAGCAGCGAGAAAACGCCGCUGAAAGAAGACUGCAAGCUGGAGCCCUGGACGGGCGUGGCCAAGCAAAAGCUUAAAGUCGAAAAGGAGCUGGCGCACAUCAACAAUCUGAGCUAUACGGUGGUGCGCCUACCAAUUGUUUACGGCAUUGGUGAUAAGCGCUAUUUAAUGCCACGCAUUAUAAUAGCAGCCAUAUACAAAUUUCUGGGCGAGACAAUGAAACUGCUGUGGAACGAUGCGAUGCGGCUCAAUACGGUGCAUGUGAGCGACGUGUGUGCCGCGAUUUGGCAAUUAGCUCAGAGUCCAAAAACGGCUGGACAGGUCUACAACAUUGUGGAUGACUCAGCGUCUACGCAGGGCAGCAUCAGCGAUUUGCUAGUGGACAUUUUUGAAAUCAAUGUGGAAUACUUUGGCAUUGUUAUGUCCAAUUUGACAAAGCUCUAUCCAAGCGACACGGUGGGUGAAAUCAACGAUAAGCACAUGGCGCCCUGGGCUGAUAUUUGCCAACACAAUGGCAUUGACAAUACACCGCUUACACCGUACUUGGACGAGGAGCAAUUGCAUCAUAAACAUCUCUAUCUGGACAACACGAAACUGAAGGACUUCGGCUAUACACUGCAGCACCCAAAGCUGACGCGCGAAUUGCUUAUGGAAAUGAUUGACGAUUAUGUGAAGCAGCAGCUAUUCCCGAAAUCUCUGGCGAUCUAAAUUGAAGCUGCGAACACUGUUUGGACCAAGCACCACGUUAAUACGCACACAACAAUUUUUUAUUAGUUAAGUGGAAAGUUUUGAUAUUGCGAAUCUACUAUAUACGACCACGAACUAUCUUCCAAUUUAUGCCAGGUUUAUUGUCCUGUAAUUUGUUUUGUAGCUUUCGCAAAAACAAAGAAAAAAGGAAAAGUGUACUUAUAGUAUUAUGUGUAGCUCCCAAUAUUUUUAUAUACAUAUAUAAACAUAUCUUAGUAUUCCCAUACAUUCCAAUCAAUUAUAAAAUGUAUACGUAAUGGAAAGACUAAAAUUGAUAUUGUGAUGUUUUUAGUGGCCA